Messenger RNA from Striga hermonthica, 861 nucleotides. The record is from the annotation of a GenBank genome assembly. NCBI's taxonomy places the organism in Eukaryota, Viridiplantae, Streptophyta, Magnoliopsida, Lamiales, Orobanchaceae.
AUGAGGAUGGUGGCGAGGCUCAAACAUGUUCAUUUACCUGCAUUCUUUGUUUUACUUGUCAUAAUAUCAGGGUUAAAAUUGUCCGAGUGUGCAAGAGUCUUCACCAUCGUCAACUACUGCCGAGAGACGAUCUGGCCCGCUGUGACCCCAGGCGAGUACUUCGGCGGUGGCGGUUUCUCCCUGAGGCCCGGUCAGUCGAUGGUGUUCACAGCCCCAGUUGGCUGGUCAGGCCGGAUAUGGGCCCGAACCGGCUGCAACUUUGACCGGGGUGGCAACGGCUCGUGUCAGACCGCCAGCUGUGGCUCGUCCCUGAAGUGCGGCGCCUCUGGCAAGCCGCCGGCGUCCCUGGCCGAGUUCACCCUGGCCAACCUCGACUUCUACGACGUCAGUCUGGUGGACGGGUUCAACCUGCCUGUGGCGGUGACGCCCAUCAACGGCAGGGGUAACUGCAGCGUCGCCGGCUGCGAUUCCGAUCUCCGGCCGAACUGCCCCAAGGAGCUGGCGGUGACGGCCGGUGGGAGGACGGUGGGCUGCCGGAGCGCGUGCGACGUAUUCGAUACCGACGAGUACUGCUGUCGGGGGGUGUACGGGAAUCCAGUGACCUGUCGGCCGACGUAUUAUUCGCGGCGGUUCAAGGAGGCUUGCCCGACCGCGUACAGCUACGCGUACGAUGACCCCACGAGCAUCUUCACGUGUUCGGGGGCCGACUAUGUUGUCUCCUUUUGCUCGUCUAGGAGGCGACCGGUGUGUACGUAUCAUGACAACAGAUUGAUGUGCGGUGGAUCAACGAGAGUUGGGAGAUAUUUGUGGAUGACAAUUUUACCCUUGAUAAUCACAUGUGCUCUAUGGAUCAUAGGUUGA